AUGGGCUUAUCGCACCGCAUACAAGACCAUCUUGGGAGAAUCAAGGCACUGAAUUAUCGUUUACCAGCCGCCGGGGCACACAGAAGGCUACAACUCAACGAGCUUGAAAAGAUUCAGAGAGAUGCUUAUGACAACACCGCCAUACACAAAGCAAAAGUCAAGGCUUACCACGACAAGCAAAUUCACCAGAAAGACUUUGAGCUUCAUUUGUUUCCUGAUAAAUUACGUUCUCGUUGGGCUGGCCCAUAUGUUGUUGAACAUGUUUAUCCUCAUGGUGCUGUUGAUGUUUUGAAUCCAAUUAAUGGUAAAUCUUUUAAAGUAAAUGGUCAAAAACUUAAACCAUUUCUUGGUAGUUUUGAGGUUGGAGAACCGAAUGAGGAGUUGAUCGAUCCAGUUUACACGGUCGAUCCGUUGAUCUAG
Messenger RNA from Rhododendron vialii, 420 nucleotides. RefSeq lists its product as uncharacterized. The record is from RefSeq and is a predicted model, not a curated record. The coding region runs from base 1 to 420 and encodes 139 amino acids. The transcript is spliced from 2 exons. Lineage: Eukaryota; Viridiplantae; Streptophyta; Magnoliopsida; Ericales; Ericaceae.